This is a messenger RNA of Onychomys torridus (southern grasshopper mouse), 509 nucleotides long. It is a transcript of the gene Ndufb2, whose product is annotated as NADH:ubiquinone oxidoreductase subunit B2. NCBI's taxonomy places the organism in Eukaryota, Metazoa, Chordata, Mammalia, Rodentia, Cricetidae. Gene Ontology annotation, cellular component: mitochondrial inner membrane. The transcript is spliced from 5 exons. The record is from RefSeq and is a predicted model, not a curated record. Bases 53 to 370 code for a protein of 105 amino acids.
GUGACGCAUCAGGGGUGGGAGGGCUGGAGAUCGGUCUCCGUUCCGGGCUGGUAUGUCUGCGCUGGCGAGGCUGGCACCUUUCGGUCGCGUCGGAGGCCGUCUGCUCCGGGGCUGCCCCGUGCGGGCGGCUGGAGACGGUGGAGUCCGUCAUGCUGGCGGUGGUGUGCACAUUCCGCCCAAGUAUAGGGAGUUUCCCCACCUUACCCGGAACCAGGUGAUCCAGGGUGAGUUCUUAAGCUCACUCAUGUGGUUCUGGAUUCUCUGGCACUUUUGGCAUGACUCGGACGCUGUGCUGGGCCACUUUUCGUACCCAGAUCCUUCACAGUGGACAGAUGAAGAGUUGGGGAUCCCUCCUGAUGAAGAGGAGUGAGAGCAUAAACUUAACUCUGUACAAGUAGGAGCAAGUGACUUACCUGGCUGAUAAAGACAACAAGUGUAAGUGGAGCACUGUCUGGCAAGCAUCUUCUUCUGUGAACUCUUUUGAGAAGUAAACACCCAUUUCCAUUUAG